AGCCUGCAGGGCAGGGGCAGAGAGGGGAUUUCGGUGCAGCCUUUGCUCUUCCUUCCUUCCCCUGGAGGGCCGCACGUCGGAGCCGCAGGGCAAAGUGGGCCAGCAGCAAUGCAGCCACCGGGGCGCGUGCGGAGCUUGGCGGUGGAGCUGGAGGACGGGAGAGCGUGGGGAGCCUACGGCAGCGGGGAGCUGCUGCACGGCCGCGUGCGGCUGGAGCUGCGCGGUGCCCUGCGCCUGCGGGCGUUGGAGGUUUGUGCUCGCGGGCGUGCGAUCGUGCACUGGUUGGAGAGCCGCAGCGUGGGGCUCAACAUCGUCUACCACGACUACACCGCCUUCCAGACCUUCCUGAACCGCCGCCGCCAGCUCAUCCCCGAUAACGGCGAAGUCACCGUCCUGCAGGCAGGAAGGCACGAGUUCCCCUUCACCUUCCAGCUCCCAGAGACCCUGGCGACGUCCUUCGAGGGCAAACACGGCAGCGUGCGCUACUGGGUGAAGGCCAAGCUGCACCGGCCGUGGGCCACGGUGAAAAAGGUGAAGAAGGAGUUCACCGUCAUCGAACCCAUCGACAUCAACACCCCUGCGCUGCUGGCUCCCCAGGCGGGUGCUAAGGAGAAACUCGCCCGCGCCUGGUACUGCAAUCGUGGCCAGGUCUCAGUGACUGCCAAGAUCGACCGCAAAGGCUACACCCCCGGUGAGGUCAUCCCUAUCUUUGCUGAGAUUGACAACUGCACCAACCGGGCGGUGGUGCCCAAAGCAGCCAUCAUUCAGACUCAGACCUUCAUCGCUCGGGGCACCAAGAAGCAGAAGAAGUCAGUGGUGACCAGCAUCGUCGGGGACUCCAUCGCUGCGGGGAAGCGCGAGGUGUGGCACGGGCGGGCGCUGAAGAUCCCUCCGGUGGGGCCGUCCAUCCUGCAGUGCCGCGUCAUCCAAGUGGAAUAUGCCCUGAAGGUCUGUGUGGAUAUUCCUGGCACAUCCAAGCUGCUCCUGGAGCUGCCGCUCGUCAUCGGGACGAUCCCACUGCAUCCGUUUGGCAGCCGCACGUCCAGCGUCAGCAGUCAGUACAGCAUCACCCUGGACUGGCUGAGCAGCAUCCCUGAGCAGCCUGAAGCUGCACGUUCCCCAUUCCUCGAUGCUUUUCUUUCUUCUCUUCAGCCCCCCCUGAUUACUCAGCGGUGGUGCCCAGCCCCACAGCCGAGCAGAGCCUGGCCCCGCCGUGCCGCAGCGAGCUGGGGGCUGUUCUGGAAGGGCCCUUCUUCGCCUACAUCCAGGAGUUCCGCUUCCGACCGCCUCCGCUCUACUCUGAGAUCGACCCGAACCCACCUUCAGACGGCAUCCGCCCGCGCUGCAUGACCUGCUGAGCAGUGCUGAUGGCAUCGUGACCGUUGGGCUGCAGUCAGAGCGCCCGCAGGAUGGCAGUGGGUGCGUGAGAGCGCUGAGCCCCCACCACAGGCACUGCCCUGUGGGUCUGAAGGGCUGGAACCGCCCCAGCGUUUUGGGGUUCGGAUGGAGCUGGGAUGAUGCUCCUCUAUGUGUGCUCCAGCACCUCCUGCUGUGGAGAGCUUUGAGCUCGGAGGUGUUGCAGGGAAUCCAGAGAAUGUUUAAAUCCUGUGCUGGGUUUGGACCCCGCGGUGCUGCGGGUGCAGCUCUGCUGCUGCAGUUGCUUCUCCAGAACUGCAGUUUCCUAAGGAGAAAACUGGCCGGGUGAGGCAGACUGUGCUGCUGGUGAGCACGGCUGGGAGCCGGGAGCUGCUGCAGGGGUGGCUGGAGCUGCCUGGCAGCUGGGUGGGGGCUGCAGAGCCCCCCGUGGCCAACAUUGGGGCUGUGUAAUUCCCAAAGCAGCAGAGAUCUGCGGUGGUGUUUCGGUGCCGCUCCUGCAGGGUGGCACAGACGUGGCCCCUCACAGUGCUUUGUUGGCCGAGGAAACAAGAAAAAAAGCUGGAGUGGGUCCUCCAGGGCAGCCACCAGAGACUGCGUUCCCCCCGACCCCUGUGCAGAGCCCCAGCCCCGGUGCUGGGCAUUGCUCAGAGGAUUUUCUAUUGUUUGUAUCAGUGACCACUUUUAUACCGACCACUCUUUGUCUCUGACGUUUCUCUUUUCGUACAACUUCAGUUGGGGUGAUUUCUCUGAAAUAAAUUUCUUUUAACCAA
Molecule: messenger RNA, 2147 nt
Organism: Tympanuchus pallidicinctus (lesser prairie-chicken)
Lineage: Eukaryota; Metazoa; Chordata; Aves; Galliformes; Phasianidae
Gene: ARRDC2
Product: arrestin domain containing 2
Exons: 8
Coding region: 109-1350 (413 amino acids)
Biological process (GO): protein transport
Cellular component (GO): cytoplasm; plasma membrane
Source: RefSeq, a predicted model, not a curated record